This is a messenger RNA of Carlito syrichta (Philippine tarsier), 1581 nucleotides long. It is a transcript of the gene PSAPL1, whose product is annotated as prosaposin-like 1. The record is from RefSeq and is a predicted model, not a curated record. The transcript has a single exon. Lineage: Eukaryota; Metazoa; Chordata; Mammalia; Primates; Tarsiidae. Gene Ontology annotation, cellular component: lysosome. Gene Ontology annotation, biological process: sphingolipid metabolic process. The coding region runs from base 10 to 1581 and encodes 523 amino acids.
CUGGCCAGCAUGCAGUGCGCCCUGCUUCUCUUGCUCGGCCUCCUGGGGGCCGCCUCGGCCAGCCCCACCCCAGGCCCCUGGGAGUGUGCACGGGGGUCUGCUGUGUGGUGUCAGGACCUGGAGGCGGCAGCCAGGUGCGGGGCCGUGGGGUACUGCCAGAGCGCCGUGUGGAGCAAGCCCACCGCCAAGUCCCUGCCCUGCAGCCUGUGCCAGGACACGGUGGCCGCGGCCGGCAACGGGAUGAACCCCAACGCCACAGACGCUGACGUCCUGGCUUUACUGAUGCAGAACUGUGAGUGGCUUCCCAGCCAGGAGUCUUCAGCCAGAUGCAAGCGGAUGGCAGACACCCAACACUCGGCCAUCCUGGGCAUGCUUCACAGGGCUCCCGGCAGGGCCCCGGCACAGGUGUGCACGGCGCUCACCCUCUGCGAGCCCCUGCAGAGGCACCCGGUCGCACCCCCGGGGCCGCUGUCCCAGGAGGACGCCUCCGAGGAGACCACAGCUCCAUCCAGGACCGACGGGGCCCUCAGCUUCCAGCCGCCCCAGACGCCCGGGGGAGCCAUAUGCCAAGACUGUGUGCGGCUGGUCUCCCGACUCCAGGACGCCGUCCAGUCCAACUUGACCCUGGCAGAGCUGAGCCUCCAGGAGCCGUGUGCGUCCCUGCCGCCCGGCCUGGCUCUCCUCUGCAAGAACUACCUCCUCCAGGUGCCCAUCCCCACAGAGCAAAUGCUGAGGCCCCUCCCGCCACAAGAGGUCUGCCAGAGGCGGGGCUUCUGUGGAGAGUUGGGAACAGCGGCCCGCCUAGCCCAAGUGGCAGCUGCAGACGGGGUCCCCUCCCUGGAGAUGGGGUUGGUGGAGAAGAGAAGUGAGGUGCUACAGAUGCCCGGCAUGUCCUGUGAGGUAUGCCUGGCGAUGAUGCAGAAGAUGGAACAGUGGCUCAAGUCCAACAGCACGGUGGCCAUGAUCAGACGCGGCCUGGAGCACAUGUGCUCUCUCUGGCAUAACUCUUUCGUCGAGAAGUGCGUCCUCAUGGUGGACACCUACAGCCCCUCCUUGGUGCAGAUCUUGGCCAGUGUCACCCCGGAAAAGAUGUGCAAUGUCAUCAGGCUGUGUGGCCAUCGCAGGCGGGCCCGGGCAGCCCACGGUGCCCACGCCACCACGCCACUCCCGCUGCUGGACGCAGAGAACCAGGGCAGCUUCUGUAACAGCUGCAAGAAGCUGCUCAGUGUGUCCUCCCACAACCUGGAGAGCACCAGCACCAGGAGGGACAUCCUGAUGGCCUUCAAGGGCGGCUGCAGCAUCCUGCCGCUGACCUACAUGAUCCAGUGCAACCACUUCGUCACCCAGUACCAGCCCGUGCUCAUCGAGAGCCUCAAGGACAUGAUGGACCCUGUGGCUGUUUGCAAAAAGCUGGGGGCCUGCCACGGCCCCAGGAACCCGCUGCUGGGCACCGACCAGUGCGUCAUGGGCCCGAGCUUCUGGUGCAGGAGUCCCGAGGCCGCCGAACUGUGCAACGCGGUGCAGCACUGCCAGGCACACGCAUGGAAGGAGGAACCCACCCAGGCCGGGGGACAUGCGUGA